Messenger RNA from Theobroma umbraticum, 933 nucleotides. RefSeq names its product Peptidyl-tRNA hydrolase family protein. Lineage: Eukaryota; Viridiplantae; Streptophyta; Magnoliopsida; Malvales; Malvaceae. Gene Ontology annotation, molecular function: peptidyl-tRNA hydrolase activity. The record is from RefSeq and is a predicted model, not a curated record.
GAAUAAAAAUAAAAAGCGUUUUUAAAAAAAUUUUUAAACUUCGCAAACCGAACCCCUCUCUCCUCUCUUUUUCCCUACAUUUCCCAUCCAGUAAUGACUAGCCGUCGAGCCGCGUGGCAAAGGGGAAAUCAGGCCUCUCCCAGAUUCCUUUCCGCCUCACAAUUUCCAUGAUCAAACAGAGAUGAUUACUAGGCGAUGCUUUUGUAGCGGUGCUCCACGGCCAUGGCUGUUUUUGGGUUUAGGUAACCCUGGCGACAAAUAUAAAGGAACUAGACACAAUGUGGGUUUCGAGAUGAUUGACAAAUUUGCUGAAACUCAAGGGAUUGAAACGAAUACCCUUCACUGCAAGGCUAUCUUCGGACAAGGUUUUGUUGGUGAUUCUGCUGUUCUCCUUGCUAAGCCGCAAACUUACAUGAACUUGAGUGGUGAAUCCACUGGACCCCUUGCAGCUUACUACAAGCUACCCCUUAAUCGAGUGAUUGUGUUUCAUGAUGACAUGGACUUACCAUGUGGAGUGCUUCGUCUUCAAAACAAAGGUGGUCACGGAAGCCAUAAUGGGUUGAAGAGCGUAAUCUAUCAUUUUCGUGGGAACAGAGAAUUUGCACGGCUACGAAUUGGUAUUGGUGGGCCGCCUGGUCAAAUGGAUCCUAAGGCAUUUUUGCUGCAAAAGUUUAAUACAUCAGCUCGAGAACGAAUUGAUACUGCUUUGCAAGAGGGAGUUGAUGCACUGAAGCUUCUUUUAUCAAAAGGGUUUACAGAAAGUGCAAGACGCUUCAACACGGAACAAAAGUAUAAGCAUAUACGAUUGCAAACAAUGCCAACUUGAGUAACAUCGAUAUUAUUGUCAGCUUUUAGGAUCAUCUGUACAAGCAUGUCUUACAUUAUGAUGGGAACGUGGUAGAUUGUGAAUAACCUAUUUUUCUUUGCUUUGAA